Molecule: messenger RNA, 279 nt
Organism: Prunus armeniaca (apricot)
Lineage: Eukaryota; Viridiplantae; Streptophyta; Magnoliopsida; Rosales; Rosaceae
Source: the annotation of a GenBank genome assembly
AUGGCACCCUUGACUGAUUGUAUGAAGCAUAAUAUUUUCAGAUGGACUAAAACUGCAGAGAAGAGCUUUCAAGCAAUAAAGAAAGCUAUGACUGAAGCACCAUUAUUGAUUCUACCUGAUUACCAAAAGGUUUUUGAGGUAGAUUGUGAUGCAUCCAAAGUUGGGAUUGGAGCUGUUCUUAGCCAGGAGGGGAGACCAGUUGCCUUCUUUAGUGAAAAACUCAAUGACACUAUGCAACGCUACUCCACUUAUGAUAUUGAGCUUUAUGCAAUUAUGUGA